Molecule: messenger RNA, 492 nt
Organism: Endocarpon pusillum Z07020
Lineage: Eukaryota; Fungi; Ascomycota; Eurotiomycetes; Verrucariales; Verrucariaceae
Exons: 3
Coding region: 1-492 (163 amino acids)
Source: RefSeq, a predicted model, not a curated record
AUGCCUGGCAUGCAGGACCCUUCACCCGAGGAGAUGAUUGAGUUGGCAAGGAAGACGAGGGAGCUGAUUGAAACAAUAUACGCCCACCCCAACUUCAACACAGCCCAACCGGAACGCUCCCCCAAAAUGCUCUGGCACACCGGUGACUUCGCCCGCCGCACAUUCACCGACUACAUCGCCCCGCUCCUCCCCCCGUCAAUGGCGAGUCUGAAACCCUCCAUCGCCUUCGCUGAUCCGCGCUGCGAGGACCCAAGGCGGGGCAUGCCGGGCGCGCCACCUCGCUCAGACCAAGUAGUGACAGGCGAAGCAGCAAACGCCUGGCCGGAGGUAAAUAAGGAGAAAUACAUGGACGCAGUGAUGCGUAACAUGAUGGUUUCGAUGAUCAUUCUCGAUCCAAGUGGGCCGAAGGUGCAGAUGAUGUUUCCGGGUGCGGAAAGUGGGUUUGAUUUCGGGGAGGAGAUUCGGGAGAUGGCUAGGAAAUUGAAGGAAUAG